Molecule: messenger RNA, 1255 nt
Organism: Anopheles aquasalis
Lineage: Eukaryota; Metazoa; Arthropoda; Insecta; Diptera; Culicidae
Source: RefSeq, a predicted model, not a curated record
GUUGGCUUUGAUUUCCCGCUCUCGGUGUCCGGUUAACGAAUCUUUCGAAAAGUACUCCCCGAUUGCAGUUCGGCCAAAAAAUGGGUUUCUUCCCGAGCUGCUCCGUUUGCGGAAAGUAUUCGCCAUUCCUAAUAGACGAGAAGGUGCUGCGAAAUGAGAAUGCACGAAGAGCGAUAAAAACAUGCAUUGAGCGCUCACAGUUUGUUCUAUGUCCGAUCUGCCUGCCGAAUCCGCAGACAUCCCUGACGCCCGACUGCCUUCUGACAGAUGAUGAUUUUCAUCAACUCGUACUGGGAUUCGAGGUAUCGAGGGAUCUCGGCGACUUCCAAUCACUUGGCAUCGCCCAAGUCGUCAUCAUCUCCAAGGAGACGAAGAUAAACCCCCGCUUCAAAGAACUGGCGCGUAAGCCGCUCCCGAAAACGGUGAAGCUGCGCAAACUGCUCAAAGCGUUCCCUGACGUUCAUCGCAUGCGCUUCCGGGACUACGGCUACGAAAAGAGUUGGUUGCGGGAGCUCCAGCAAAGGUGCACCGCUAUUAGCAGCUUCUAUUUGGACGGAAAUACUUUACAUUUGCAUGACAACUUUGAUCUCAUGGUCGAACGCACCCCGCUCCACGAACGCACCUCGAACCGGUCCCGGGGACGGAGCUUUAUCGAUGAUUCGCUCAGAAUGCGGUUCCCAACAUCGGGCCAAGGAACGCGCAAUAUAUCGAUGAAUAGUUUACGGUCCGUCGCGACGAGCAGAAACGAUUCUGCAUCUGAUCUGGAUGACGACGCGAUAAGUUCUCAAUCGGUUGAGGAAUCCCAUCGAACCGCGACGUUGUCACAAUCGAUCUCGGAACCUCGUCGAAUGGAGACGGAGUCGGAAUCGUUUAACAUCAGCUCGCAAUCGCGGAAUCAGAGUAAUACUUCUGUCACAUCAAGCUUGGAAAGUUCGAGCGAUAACACGGUAAUAGGCAUGAACCCCACACCUGCACGGAAUGUUGGGGUGACCAUAGAACAUUCGCCGCAACCUGGCCCGAGCGGUUUACAACAGUCAAGAUUUCCAAUGCCUGCUAGGCGCCGAAGCCCCCAAGCCAUAAACCCUAGGCCGGAAAACUUCAGGGAAGUGCGGGUCGCAGGAGCACGAUUGCCACGCGUACCGGGAGGAUGAUAGCGAAACCUUUUAAAAUGAUAUUUGUGUUCAAUUUUUAUGUUUCACGGUUUCCGACGGUUUUUGUUUUGUUUAAAUAAAUAUCCGCCCGUUUGAUUGUGGCA